UAUAUUCAUAGCCUACAUUAAAAAUAUAGAUAAGAAUUGAUAACAAUGAAGACUCCCAUUUUGCACUAACAUGCAUUGAAACAUACAGUAUUUUCGUUUAGUUUAUAACAGGAGACUCAGUGAAAUAUUAUAGUAACAUCUGUUCAAUUGUGAAGAAAAUAUUAAUAUAUAUCAGUUAAAUAAUAAGGAGAAGAUGGAUUACAAUAAAGCACAACCACUUCACCAGCAAUCACAAUUUGGUGGAAGACCUCAAACUCAACAACCAGGACCACUCAGAGCGAGUGCAAUGCAAUCAAAAGCACUCCUGCAAGUUCCAUUCUCACCUGCAAACAGUUGUCCAAAUUGUGGUGUCGGCUUCGUCACUGACAAUUACUCCUGCUGCGCGGUCUGCCUAGGAGCAUGCUGCUUUCCUCUGGGACUUCUGUGCUGCCUGGGAAUGAAGGAGAGAUCCUGCGUCAACUGUGGAGCAGCUUUUAACUAGGAUAUAGAGAAAAUUAUGAUUUAAUGUCUUUGUAACUGUCAUUUUUAUUACUUGAUUUUAAAUAUUAGAUCAGAUGUUUCAUUUUAUGAAAUACAAAAAAUAUAUAUUAAGAAGA
Messenger RNA from Ctenocephalides felis (cat flea), 596 nucleotides. RefSeq names its product brain protein I3-like. NCBI's taxonomy places the organism in Eukaryota, Metazoa, Arthropoda, Insecta, Siphonaptera, Pulicidae. The record is from RefSeq and is a predicted model, not a curated record. The transcript is spliced from 3 exons. Bases 194 to 481 code for a protein of 95 amino acids.